Molecule: messenger RNA, 3207 nt
Organism: Ipomoea triloba (trilobed morning glory)
Lineage: Eukaryota; Viridiplantae; Streptophyta; Magnoliopsida; Solanales; Convolvulaceae
Exons: 7
Coding region: 1-3207 (1068 amino acids)
Molecular function (GO): nucleic acid binding; RNA-DNA hybrid ribonuclease activity
Source: RefSeq, a predicted model, not a curated record
AUGGAUAAGAGUGGAAGAUGUGGGCUUCUCAGGAGGCAUAUGGAUCCUUUGGAAGGAGUUCCUUGGUUAACAGCAGGAGAUUUCAACUCCGUCACUUGUAAAGAGGAAGUAAGCAAUACUGAAAACUUUUCAGCAGCUAGAUGCGUUGGCUUUAAUGAUUGGAUAUUCAGAGAAGGAUUAUUGGAUUUGGGAUACACUGGAACUCAAUUUACUUGGAUGAGAGGCCUUAAUACAUCAACCUUCAAAGGUGCUCGUUUCGAUCGCGCCCUCAGCAACGUGGAAUGGAGAAUAAGAUUUCUGGAAGCUACGGUGGAACACCUCCCCAUAAUAAACUCGGACCAUGCUUCCCUACUCAUCAUAACAACAUCCCCAUCUAAUGCAGGCAGAAGUAAAAACUUUCGGUUUAAUGUGGCAUGGUCAACCCAUCCAAACUUCCCAAAGGUGGUACAACAGAGCUGGGACAAAGAACUGGAAUUAAGAAGCAACAUAACCAAUCUGGCAGAGGAGGAAUUAAUUUGGUUCCAGCGAUCGAGGGAGGACUGGAUCGUAUCUGGUGACCGGAAUACCCGUUAUUACCAUGCAGCGACGUCGGCCAAAAACAACCAUUCCAAAAUUAGUAGAUUGAAAGACGAGGAAGGACACUGGAUUGUGGACGAUCACCACCUAGCAGAACAUGUGCGCAACUAUUUCAUCAGUAUCUUCUCAGAGGAAAACCAAUCCAAUAGGCAGUGCCUCCAAUACGGCCAUUUUCCCCCAUUACCAGAUUCGGACUGGAACAUUAUAAAUGCCCCUAUCAAUAUGGAAGAAGUCAGAAAUGCAUUAUUUGACAUGGCACCUUGUAAAGCACCAAGUCCGGAUGGCUUUAGUGCGUGUUUCUUUCAAAAAACAUGGAAUAUAGUAGGUAUGUGCCUGUUCAAGUUCGUCAAGAACUUCUUUGAAACAGGGCGUUUUCCUGAGGGCUGCAAUGAUACUCUUAUUUCCCUUAUACCCAAAGUGUCCAAUCUGGAAUCAGUGAAACAACUUCGCCCGAUCGGUCUCUGCAAUGUCAUCUACAAACUCACAACAAAGGUGAUGGCGAACAGGCUUAGAGCUGCUUCUUCAAAACUAAUUGGAAUGCAUCAGGCUAGCUUCGUUCCGGGUAGAUUAAUUUCAGACAACAUUCUCGUCUACCAAGAAGUCCUACACUCAAUGAAAUCCAAGAAAGGAUCGACGGGUUGGAUGGUUGUAAAGGUAGACUUAGAAAAAGCCUAUGACAGGCUCUCAUGGAAUUUCAUUGAUGAUACUCUGAAGGAUAUUGGUUUCAAUCACAAAUGGAGGAGUAAUGUCAGAGAAUGCAUCUCAUCAUCAAGACUUGCAGUGCUAUGGAAUGGCCAAAUGACGGAAUGGUUUAAACCAGGACGGGGAAUCAGACAGGGAGACCCGAUUUCCCCCUUGCUAUUUGUUUUAUGCAUUGAGAGACUAAGUCAUAUUAUCCUUAACUCUGUGAAUGUUGAUGACUUGGUGUUGUUCGGGGAGGCGACUGAGGAACAAAGCUUAGAAAUGAGGACGUGCCUUGACUUGUUCUGCUCAAGCUCUGGACAACGGAUUAGUUUCCAAAAAUCAUCCGUCUUCUUUUCAAGGAACACACCCCAGAACAUGCAGCAACAAAUUGUUAAUAUACUGGGAGUUCAAAAAGUGACAGACCUGGGCUGGAGAUCGAAGACUCUAUCCUUCGCAAGUAGACAUGUCUUAGCCCAAUCGGUGUUGUCGGCCAUCCCAUACUUCACUAUGCAGACAACACUGCUCCCACUUGGAGUUAUCGCGUCCAUUGAGAAGAUUGUCAGGGAUUUCCUUUGGGGAAGCAAAGUGGGAGAAAGGAAAUUCCACCUCAUUAAAUGGGAUACCAUCACGAAAGCUAAGCCGCAUGGUGGCCUUGGCAUCCGAAAACUCGAGCACAUGAACCUGGCAUUUUUAGCCAAGUUAGGGUGGAGAUUGAUGAAAAAUGAAAAUUGCUUAUGGGUGCAGCUGCUCAAACAUAAAUACUCGGUCGACCCUUCUGACUGUACUACAUGGAAGUCCAGAUCCUCUAUGUCUAAUGCCUGGAAAAGCAUCAUCAAAUAUGUUCCUAUACUUAGAAAUAGUGCAAGAAAGCAAGAAUGUAGCAAGCUAUUGGGCUCCCAACGAAGGCUGGAGAUGGAACCUCCUCAAUCAUCUGUUUCCAGAGUAGCAGCUGUUAUUUUGCUUGAUGAACCGGAGCUAAAGAACAUAGUCGGAUGGUCUAAAGAAAAUUCAGGGGAAUUCACUGUUAGUUCAGCCUAUAGCAUAUCUACGGGAGAAGUUGGGGCAAUUGCUCCUGCGAAAUGGAAUAGUGUGUGGAAGUUCAAGGUCCCGAAUCAUGUUCGGACGUUCCUCUGGCAAGUCUCCCAUGAUAGAAUUAUGACCAACUCCAACAGGAGGAGUCGCGGCCUGACCACAGAUGACAGAUGUUGGCUCUGCACUGAUAUGGUGGAAGACACCGCGCAUGUUCUACGUAACUGCCCAGCAGUUAGAGAAGUUUGGGAUGCAAUCUUUCCGCAGUCGCAAACCAGAAGCAGAAUGAUUCCUUUUGAACAAUGGAUAGCAGAAGGAAUUUCUAACAAAGAUCAGACCAAAGAAAUCAAUAGAGCCUUCUCCCGUGGUAAAGGAAUGCACAGCCCAGACGAUCCGUUAUCUUGGAGACAACUAAGCUGGAGCAAGCCUCACGAAGGCUUUGUUAAAAUAAACACGGACGGGUCUGUUGACCAGUGUUCAAUGAGAGUAGCCGUAGGAGGAUUGAUUCGAGAUGAUAGCGGCAACUGGAGGCAAGGAUUCGUUUAUAAUAUAGGAAACUGCUCACAGUUGGAAGCGGAGGCUUGGGCUCUCCUAAAAGGAAUACAACUUGCGGCAUUCAUGGGUUUCAAGAAGGUAAUAUUUGAAUGUGAUGCAAAAGAGCCAGUAGACUAUAUGCAUGGCAGUUCACCACCCUCGUCUGUAGCUCAUAACAUUUUGGAGGCUUGCCGCAGAGAGCUCCGCAACUUCGAAGUUUGGCAGGUUACUCCUAUUGCAAGAGAGCAAAAUCGAUGCGCAGAUGCUUUGGCCAAAAUGUCCAACCGAUUUCCAAGAGGGAUGCAUAUCUUUCAAUCUCCACCAGAUGAGUUAACUGGGAUAGAUGUUAGAUUACGAUAUAUUAGGAUUACCAAGUUGGCGUAA